AUGGUCCACUUGUCACACGAGCACCACCACACCUUGCGCGUGCACCUGCACAAACUCACAAACGUUCCUCCACUGGUGGCGACAACGGACGGAAAUGACACGCACAAGUGGGGUGGGGGCAAGCGCGAUCCGUACGUUGUCUUUACACUCUAUGUCAACGACGACAAUGAAGAAAACAUUGAACACACGAGCGCGGCGGUGCCACGAACACUCAACCCGACAUGGUCGCCUCCAGCAGUGUUUGACUUUAGUGUGACGCAAGCCAAAGCCUUGCGCCUGUACGUGACGAUUCAUGAUUACCUCAACGGCGACUCUGUCCUUGCAUCGACGCUAAUUGACGUGGACGCAGUCGAGUCAUGUUGCGAGACACCGUAUCGCCUGUCCCCACAAAUUCCACAGCGCCAAGCCAAGUGCCACAUUUGGCUUUCCUUCGAAUCCAUUUGCCCAUCGACAAACCAAACACCAGACGAGCGCAGUCGAUGGGAGUACCAGCAACGACUUGACACCGACGGCGAGUGGGAAGUCGUGGAUGAGGCUGGCGAUCACGCAGUUCAUGCAGGAUGGCGAGUUGACCAAGACUACGGCGAUGGCGACGGAUGGGCGUACGCCGUGUCCAUGGAGGGACCAUGGAAUCUCCACUCUGCAACCUUUCGGCGGCGUCGUUGGGUUUGCGAGGAAGAAGCGAAUAACGCAGACACCUAAUUCAGCACGAAGUGCCAAUUAACCGGAAAAUAUCCG
Aphanomyces invadans is the source of this 738-nucleotide messenger RNA. RefSeq lists its product as hypothetical. The coding region runs from base 1 to 702 and encodes 233 amino acids. The record is from RefSeq and is a predicted model, not a curated record. The transcript has a single exon. NCBI's taxonomy places the organism in Eukaryota, Oomycota, Saprolegniomycetes, Saprolegniales, Verrucalvaceae.